Mollisia scopiformis is the source of this 1947-nucleotide messenger RNA. RefSeq lists its product as uncharacterized. The record is from RefSeq and is a predicted model, not a curated record. Gene Ontology annotation, molecular function: zinc ion binding; DNA-binding transcription factor activity, RNA polymerase II-specific. Bases 270 to 1850 code for a protein of 526 amino acids. Gene Ontology annotation, biological process: regulation of DNA-templated transcription. Lineage: Eukaryota; Fungi; Ascomycota; Leotiomycetes; Helotiales; Mollisiaceae. The transcript is spliced from 4 exons.
UUUUGUGUAGUAACGAUAAAGGCAAAGGCAAGAAACAGCACAUUUUCAUGGUCAGCAACAAUAAGGAAAUAAUCCGUGUCCGUGUGAAGUGGGUCCAAAAGAGGUUAUUUCGACCACUGGUAUAAAAUACUUAUUUGGACAUCAUCCCGUCCACUUGUCAGUGAGGGGCACGACAAGGUUACCACUUUCGAGCAAAACCCCAACUUAUACACCUUAUAGAGGAGAUUUGAGAUUCUGUGCAUGACCCGAGUGUUUGGGGCCGAUAAAUCAUGGUGUUCUGUGGCAAACCGAGCAAAGGCUGCGCGCACUGCCGAACUCGUCGGAUUAAGUGUGAUCUGCUUCAGCCGGCUUGCAGCCAAUGUCUCAGGGCCGGUAAAGAGUGUCCUGGUUAUCGAGACCAGCUCGCGUUGAUGUUUCGAGAUGAGAACGAGAAAGUCGUUACUAAAGCCACAAUCCCAAAAGCGAAGGCAGAGCCGCGGAAACGUCCUCGAGGACCUAGCCCUGGAUCACGAAGCGAGUCUGCAAGUCCUCCCAGCCUAAGUCCAGGCCAAGUAGUGUUCCAGCACCGGAUAUUCCCACCCACGACGUUGCAAGAUGAAGGGAUCCGGUUCUUCUUCUGCAACUAUGUCAAUACAGGUAUGGAAAAUUUCAAAACCCGUGCCGAUGCAGCAGAAACAGCGAUGUUCCAACUAUUGUUCCGCAGCGAAUCGUUCUCCAAUGCGGUGUCUUCGGUGGGGUAUGCGGGGUUAUCAAACGUGAGCAAAGAUCCACAACACAUGCUUGUAGCUAGGAGGAAAUACGCGGCAAGUAUACAAAAUAUUGCGCGAGCUCUAGAAGAUGUUGCCAACUCUGAUUUGGACGCAACGCUGAAAUCAGUGAUGUUGCUUGCAGCCUUCGAGAUUGUCAACGGUACUUCGCGCAGUAUUGGUGUUGGCUCUUCAUGGGCCGUUCAUAUCGAAGGAGGUGCAGAGAUAUUGAAGAUGCUGGCCAUCAAAGAACCAGAACUGCUCCCCAGGCGACGAGGCUGGAUUCAAUUCGUUUUUGCCGUGUACAUCAAAUCUUUGUCAAAAGGAGAAGAAGCACCAUCCACCAUGCACGACUGGUGCGAAUCUUGUGGGAAAAGUAUGAGCUCUGAAGACGCUCCUGCAAUCAGCCUCGCCCACAUUGCCUAUCGCUUCACGAACCUGCACGCUUCCAUCAGGAAUAAAACUCUCCUGGAUUCAAAUCUUAUUCUUCUUGAAGCCCUCACACUCGAUUCGGAAUUGGAAGCUUGGCAAAAAGCGCUCCCCGCGAAGUGGAGGUUCACCACAACACCUGCUCCCGACAACAUGCACUUCACCUUUCGGGGACAGAAACACACUUAUGAAGAUAUGUGGGUGUCCAGAGUGCUCAACAAUUAUCGCUGGGUACGAAUUCUGGUGAACGAGCUGCUCCUCGUUCACAUGGCACAGCUCGGGUCAUUUGCUAGCGAGUAUGAGUCGCAACGGGAGAGAUCACUUGAAAUUAUCUCGAGAAUGGCGAGCGACAUAUGCAUCUGCGUCUCUGGGACUUUCUUCCGCACCACCCCUGUUCCAGGUGCAAGGUGGACUAUUCCGGCGAUGUCUGGUAUUUUCAUGGUACUUUUCCCCCUGGCUGUGGCGGGGUCAGCUUGGGGUGUUAGUGAAGAACUUCAUUGUUGGGUAAUCAGUGUGCUAGAAUUCAUUGGAAACCGAAUGGGGAUUUCGCAAGCGACAGCAAUGCUGGAUUUGAUUCGUUUGCAUAGGAGAGCUUUUGAAGAAGACUCUGAUGAGUUUCAUACCAUAUCGGAUUUGUGGAUCGCAGAUGCCCUUUCACCCUCUCCCAGAUUCUGAUCUGAUGUCGAACUUCUCAAUUACGUUUGUGCUAUGCAUAAUGAAGAAGUGUAAGAUAGCAAGUCCAUUAGAUCUAGAAUAUGAAGAUAUUUGUGUG